Molecule: messenger RNA, 1419 nt
Organism: Astyanax mexicanus (Mexican tetra)
Lineage: Eukaryota; Metazoa; Chordata; Actinopteri; Characiformes; Acestrorhamphidae
Product: galectin-9
Exons: 11
Coding region: 173-1132 (319 amino acids)
Biological process (GO): negative regulation of CD4-positive, alpha-beta T cell proliferation; negative regulation of type II interferon production; positive regulation of gene expression
Cellular component (GO): cytosol; nucleus
Molecular function (GO): galactoside binding; carbohydrate binding
Source: RefSeq, a predicted model, not a curated record
CUGUUAAAUUUACCGAGCAGUGUGUAAUAUUCGCGCACCCUCAGUGUAACCCGAGUGGAGCGAUUUCUGCUGGAGGAAAAAAACAGUCAGGAGUGAAACGAAGAACCUCUGCUCUUCUUAAACUCCUCUCACCUCGACGCCUUCAGCAGAGCUUCAGAGCGCAGCACAGAAGAUGGCAUUCUACCAGCAGGAGCCCUUCUACAACCCUAGAGUACCCUUUACUGGCUCUAUUCAAGGAGGUCUGCUGGAGGGAAAGAGUAUUAUUAUAAGUGGACGAGUCUUGCCAGGAGCCAACAGGUUCCAUGUGAAUCUUCAGUGCGGUUCCAGACAUGGAGCAGACGUUGCUUUGCACUUUAACCCCCGUUAUGACAGCGGGUCUGGAUACAUAGUGACCAACACCUUACGGAAUUCUCAGUGGGGCUCAGAGGAACGGAUACAUAAGGCUGUGUUGCCUGCUGGUGGGGUUUUCACCCUGCAGAUAAUGGUUGAUCGGGCCUCGUACAAGAUAAGUGUCAAUGGUAUGCAUGUCAUGGAGUACAACCACCGUAUCCAACUCAGUAUGGUGGACACUAUUGUGGUGGAUGGAAUGGUGGAAGUCAAUUCCAUUGCGUUCCAAAACCCGCACUUCUUUCCCCAGCCAUGUGUUCCAGGGAUUAUGCCUGGCUUCGCACCAAUGCAGUCCCAGUAUGCUUAUCCUGUGGGCACUGCAAUGCCUGCGUAUCCCGCUGCUCCAGUUUUUAGCGUUCCUUACAAAUCUGUAAUCGCUGGUGGAUUACAGCCUGGCAAAAACAUUACCAUCAACGGAGUGGUUAACCAUCAGGCUCACCGAUUCUCUUUUAACCUGCGGCACAUGGGUGGAGUGGCCCUACACUAUAACCCUCGCUUUGAUGAGAACACAGUAGUGCGCAACACCCUAACGGGGGAAAAGUGGGGCUCAGAAGAACGCUUUGGAGGAUUGCCUUUUAACAGAGGACAGCCUUUCCAGGUGGUCAUCUCCUGCAAUCCCCAUCAUUACAAUGUGUUUGUCAAUGGCAAUCAAGCACAUACUUACAACCACCGCUUCACCAGGCUGCAUGAGAUUGACGUCCUGGAAAUUUCUGGUGACCUGACCUUGACCUCUGUAAUGGUUUAGUCAUUAAUUGUUGAGUUGAAGAUCCUGUGUAAUCGUUUUCAGAUCACAGUUUGUUACAUUGUAUUUGUUGCAUUAGAAAGCCAUACAUUUAGUACAGUUGUGUAUUGUAUUGUAUAACAAAUGUAAUCUUGCUCAUUUUAGAUUCUAGGGUAAACGCUUCACUGUCUCUAGUCACACAGAUCAGUUAUCACAUAUGCUUAUGCUUAAAUGUGCUUCUUUUAUGCAAUACUUGUACGUGUCAGUAGAGGGUAGUAAGUAUAAGUUUUAAAAGAACUAGUUGCUGCUUU